AUGCCGGCUGCUGCGGCUGCAACUCCCCCGAUUUGGCUGUCGCUGCUGUGCUCAUGCAGUGUUCCCACAUGCGUGAGCAAGGGGCGACUGCAUGAGGAUCGUUGGAGGAUGAUGAUGGGUGGUGCACACAUGAUGGAUCGGGAGGAGCAGCUGUGGACACACACGUCCAUGGUCAUGGCGGGCACAUCCAACCACAGCGACGCAGUCGUGCGCAGCUCCUCUGUCAUCACCGCCAUCGACCGCACAGCCGCCAUCACACUCCGGCCGACACCAGCUCCAAUCUGGCGUGAGGCAGACAUUGCACAUGUCAGUCGCUCUGAUGAAGAGAGCUGGUUGCUUGGCGACGCAUGGACUUUGUAUGCGUACACCGUCGAUGCCCUAGUGCCAACGUGCGGCGGGUGGAGCACGACGUUCAAGGAGUCGAUUGCCAACAUUGGCCAUGUGCUGCUGGUGCUCAUGCCGUGGCGAGACCCUGUUCCCUUGACACGCGCGUGGUGUUUGUGGGAGAUCUUCUGUGGCAUUAGCAACGAAGGCACAGAGGUCACCAUCCAACUACCCAACAGCGAAGAACAGGCGCUCGAAAACGCCAUUCGCGAUGACUAUAAAGCAGUGACCGACACGCUGGUGCGCGUGCAGGCAGAGCGAGCCGACGCCUUCAACCCGCACGACAAACACAUGAUCUUCACAGCGAUCGAGUCGUGGGCGGGCGGCUUCGGCGCAGUCAACCAAGCCGUGAAGGACCAGCUGCGCGCGUGGUGCCUGCAAAAGGCGGUGGGUGCCGUCGAAGCCAUGCGAGCACGAGGCGAGGACAGCACUGACGCCUUCGCGGGGUUGUGCGGCCAGGUUGGGCUGGUGCUGUACCAGUUUGGCGAGCACAAUCGCGCCGUUGCCUACUACGAGACAGCGCUGGCAGUUUACCUCCGCACCGAAGGGGAGAAGGGGAGGAACGUGGCGGCGCUGUACAACAACCUCGGCAUCGCGUACAAGAACAAGGGCGAGUACGACAAGGCCAUAUACUUUUACGAGAAGGACCUCGCCAUCACGGUGGAGACAGUGGGGGAGAAGCACCCGAGCACAGCGAACACGUACGGCAACCUCGGCCUCGCCUACUACAGCAAGGGCGAGUACGACAAGGCGAUUGCGUACCACGAGAAGGCCCUCGCCGUCUUCGUGGAGACGCUGGGCGAGAAGCACCCAAGCACAGCGAGCACCUUCAACAACCUCGGCCUUGCAUACGGUAGCAAGGGCGACUACGACAGAGCGAUUGCGUUUUACGAGAAGGACCUCGCCAUCACGGUGGAGACGCUGGGUGAGAAGCACCCGAGCACAGCACGGACGUACAACAACCUCGGCGAAGCAUACCGCCACAAGGGCGAGUACGACAGAGCGAUUGCGUUUUAUGAGAAGGACCUCGCCGUCACGGUGGAGACGCUGGGUGAGAAGCACCCGAGCACAGCGAACACGUACAACAACCUCGGCAACGCAUACGACAACAAGGGCGAGUACGACAGAGCGAUCGCGUUUUAUGAGAAGGCCCUCGCCAUCAGGGUGGAGGCGUUGGGUGAGAAGCACCCGAGCACAGCGAGCACGUACGGCAACCUCGGCAUCGCCUACAAGAACAAGGGCGAGUUUGACAAGGCGAUUGAGCUGUACCAGAAGGACCUCGCCAUCAAGGCGGAGACGCUGGGUGAGAAGCACCCCAGCACAGCACAGACGUACUUCAACAUUGGCCUGCUGCACGACAAGCGCGGGGACAAGGAGCAGGCCUGCGCCUACAUGCAGCAGGCGCUCAACGUGUUUACAGCCACGCUCGGGCCAGACCACCCAAACACCCGCAAGGCAGAGCGCAAUCUGCGGCGCAUUCGUGGUGGUGCUGUGACCAGGCAGCACACAUCCACGCAACACGUGUCAGAGUCUCAACUUCAGCAGCAACACGUGCUUGCUCAUCGCAACCUUCUUCUUCGGUUCAUCUCUUCUGCUGUCGUGUACCAGUCGUCUGCUCCACAACGCAACCUGCUCAUGCGGUUUCUCGGUGCAGUUGCACAGGUUCACGCUGAGGCAAGACGCCCAGCAAACACGGGCAGCGACGGUGAAGACAAGAAGACAGGGACUGGGCACGAUUGUCCUCGUGGCUGCUCUGCACCAGCAAGAGCGUUGUACAAGGACGCUUGCAAGUGCCCAAAUGAGCCACUGGCCGGCUGGCUGCGGAAGCGUGGGCGACGGAGGGCCGUCUUUCGCCCGUGCUGGUGCAAGCUUGACGACGACGACCACCUCGCGUACGGCAAGUCCGCUUCAGGCACGGCCAAGCGGCGCAUCCCCCUUUCCAGCGUGCAGUCAGCUGAGCUCGCCCAUGGUGGCGAGGAGCUGCACGUUGCUGUUCCUGGCCGCACCUUCGUCUUCCGCCUGCACGCGCGCUCUGACACCUCGCUCGCUGACUGGUGCACUGCCAUCAACAGCCGGAUCAACGCCACCACUUGA
Salpingoeca rosetta is the source of this 2478-nucleotide messenger RNA. RefSeq lists its product as uncharacterized. The record is from RefSeq and is a predicted model, not a curated record. Gene Ontology annotation, cellular component: kinesin complex. The transcript is spliced from 5 exons. Bases 1 to 2478 code for a protein of 825 amino acids. Lineage: Eukaryota; Choanoflagellata; Craspedida; Salpingoecidae. Gene Ontology annotation, molecular function: protein binding.